This is a messenger RNA of Serendipita indica DSM 11827, 798 nucleotides long. Lineage: Eukaryota; Fungi; Basidiomycota; Agaricomycetes; Sebacinales; Serendipitaceae. The record is from the annotation of a GenBank genome assembly.
AUGGAGUUUAUCCAAGCUCUCGACAGCAACUUUUUGGUCCUUAUACAUGCAGGCGUUGCGUUUAUUACCAGUGCUUGGGUUUCUCCCACGUAUAACCUGCCAAUAUUUCUAUUCGGGAUCUACGCGCAAAACUACAUAGAGUCUCAUGAACCUCUGCGAAUGUUUGUAGGCUUCGUGGGCGUGUCGUGGCUACUUGAUCUUAUAUGGCUCUUCAACAAUGACCCUGCAACCCUCAUCAAGAUUCUCAUCAUACUCGCUUGGAUGUUGAAGAUGUUAACUUUCGCUAGCUUGUUACUUGGGCUCAGGAGAAGAUCUGGAGGUGGUCUGCCGGGACUAGGAGACUAUACACACGCCGAGACAGUAUGGAAUAUGCCAACACCAGGGGGCGCAUACACGUCGACCGGUGGCGACCGAGCAGUGGAUACCGGAAAUGCAAAGCCAUUGCCAACUGCACCAUCUCCAGCUCCAGCUCCUCCUGUUCCAACCAUGCCGCACGUUCCGCCCGCGCAACCGAUAGUACACCAUCAACAAGCACCUGCGAUGCCCGCAGCACCCGCAGCACCAGUGCCAGCUGGUGCUCCCCUCCAGGAACGUUCACCAUCUAAUAUGAUGCAGCAGGCUUGUAGAACUAUCCUGAAUAACCAUAUGCGUACAGUAACCGAAACUAGCCGCGCGGUCCGUUAUAUAUCCUUUCAUCAACCCAUUGUGUCCGAUCUUCUGUUCGAGUUCUCCGUGGUCUGCGAGCAGAGUCACUCUGCCCUUGCAGCGUGGUUUCCCGGGCGUAGGAUGGUUGAAUAG